UCGAGAGCAGGCCGAAAGCUGUUCCCGGUUUUGUAGACUCUUGGGAUCGCGCUGGGGUUUCCCUUUCGCGCCGGGUCGGAGUUGUAAAGCCAUUGGAACUCCGAGAUCUGAAAAUGGGAUGCGCUCUUUCUUCGGCGACGCCUGUUUUGGAAUCUGUCUGGAGCUAGGAGCCCAGACGUCCGCCCCUCCGCCUUGAAUGGCACCGCCGACCGGUUUCUGAAGGAUCUGCCGGCUGGAGCGUUCGCUGCGGUCGGCCGACACCGUGCGGGAACUUCGGCGGUGCUACUAGACAGUACUUCAGAAGCCGCACCUUCUAACUUUCCCACACCGAUCACACCCUGACACCCCCCGCGGCGGACUACGUUGGCGACUGGGAGCCAUUCCGUAGUGCCAUUCCGAGCAACGCACUGCCGCAGCUUCUCUGAACCUUUUCAGCAAGUUUGUUCAAGAUUGGCUCCCAAGAAUCAUGGACUGUUAUUAUAUGCCUUGUUUUCUGUCAAGACACCAUGAUUCCUGGUAACCGAAUGCUGAUGGUCGUUUUAUUAUGCCAAGUCCUGCUAGGAGGCGCGAGCCAUGCUAGUUUGAUACCUGAGACCGGGAAGAAAAAAGUCGCCGAGAUUCAGGGCCACGCGGGAGGACGCCGCUCAGGGCAGAGCCAUGAGCUCCUGCGGGACUUCGAGGCGACACUUCUCCAGAUGUUUGGGCUGCGCCGCCGUCCGCAGCCGAGCAAGAGCGUCGUCAUCCCGGAUUACAUGAGGGAUCUUUACCGGCUCCAGUCUGGGGAAGAGGAGGAGGAAGAGCAGAGCCAGGGGACCGGGCUGGAGUACCCCGAGCGCCCAGCCAGCCGGGCCAACACCGUGAGGAGUUUCCAUCACGAAGAACAUCUGGAGAACAUCCCGGGGACCAGUGAGAACUCUGCCUUUCGCUUCCUCUUCAACCUCAGCAGCAUCCCAGAGAAUGAGGCCAUCUCUUCUGCAGAGCUCCGGCUGUUUAGGGAGCAAGUGGACCAGGGUCCUGACUGGGAACAGGGCUUCCACCGUAUAAACAUUUAUGAGGUUAUGAAGCCCCCAGCAGAAACAGAGCCUGGACACCUCAUCACACGACUACUGGACACCAGACUAGUCCACCACAAUGUGACACGGUGGGAAACUUUCGAUGUGAGCCCUGCGGUCCUUCGCUGGACCCGGGAAAAGCAGCCCAAUUAUGGGCUAGCCAUUGAGGUGACUCACCUCCACCAGACACGGACCCACCAGGGCCAGCAUGUCAGGAUUAGCCGAUCGUUACCUCAAGGGAGUGGAGAUUGGGCCCAGCUCCGGCCCCUCCUGGUCACUUUUGGCCAUGAUGGCCGGGGUCAUACCUUGACCCGCCGCAGGAGGGCCAAGCGUAGUCCCAAGCAUCACCCACAGCGGUCCAGGAAGAAGAAUAAGAACUGCCGCCGCCACUCACUCUAUGUGGACUUCAGUGAUGUGGGCUGGAAUGACUGGAUUGUGGCCCCACCAGGCUACCAGGCCUUCUACUGCCAUGGGGACUGCCCUUUUCCACUGGCGGAUCACCUCAACUCAACCAACCAUGCCAUUGUGCAGACCCUGGUCAACUCAGUUAAUUCUAGUAUUCCCAAGGCCUGUUGUGUCCCCACUGAACUGAGUGCCAUCUCCAUGUUGUAUCUGGAUGAGUAUGACAAGGUGGUAUUGAAAAAUUAUCAGGAGAUGGUGGUGGAGGGGUGUGGGUGCCGCUGAGACCAGGCAUCCCUGAGGAUACACACACACACACACACACACACACACACACACACACACAUUCCCAUCCAACCUCCUACACAUACCACACAGACUGCUUCCUUAUAGCUGGACUUUUAUCUUUAAAAAAAAAAAAGAAAAGAAAAGAAAAAAAACCUAAACAUUCACCUUGACCUUAUUUAUGACUUUACGUGCAAAUGUUUUGACCAUAUUGAUCAUAUAUUUUGACAAAAUAUAUUUAUAACUACGUAUUAAAAGAAAAUAAAAUGAGUCAUUAUUUUAAAGAUAAA
Onychomys torridus (southern grasshopper mouse) is the source of this 2026-nucleotide messenger RNA. RefSeq names its product bone morphogenetic protein 4 (gene Bmp4). Gene Ontology annotation, molecular function: growth factor activity; BMP receptor binding; cytokine activity. Lineage: Eukaryota; Metazoa; Chordata; Mammalia; Rodentia; Cricetidae. Gene Ontology annotation, cellular component: extracellular region. The coding region runs from base 507 to 1736 and encodes 409 amino acids. The transcript is spliced from 4 exons. Gene Ontology annotation, biological process: negative regulation of apoptotic process; negative regulation of transcription by RNA polymerase II; BMP signaling pathway. The record is from RefSeq and is a predicted model, not a curated record.